AUGACAACGCACAUAUUACGAUGUGUCUAUUCGAAAAAUCGAAAUUGUUUUCUUGGUAUUAAUCCAUUAUCAUUCAAUACUACGAAGAACGCUUCAGAUUUCAAUGUAUCAACUGUCCGAAUUAAAUUUCAAGAUAAUGAAUUAUAUUUUUCAACAAUAGCUGACUAUACCCUAACAAAUGGUCAAUUUUCAAUUAACGGAUUUUUUGCAGCUAAAAUCAAUAUUCAUAUUGAACAAUGGUAUGAAAUUGAAGAAACUAGUGAACCAUGUAAUGCACAAGCAAUGACAUUUUGCCCUUUGUCUGUUGACGAUUGGGAUAUCCUACAAUGCAAUACAGAUGUAACCGAACAAGUUUUUUUAAAUCAAGUUCGAAUUCUUUGGCCAAAUAUGACAUUUCCAAUAUGGUUAUCAGGCGUGGCUAUUGUGAUGCGUGUAGUUGUUAUUGAACCGUCCGACAUCAAAUACGCAUUAAUUUCUUCAACAACAAACGUUACCGUUGUACCAGAAUUUAGAGAACCUAAUGAAAACAAUUUACAAAUUAAAAAUCAUAAUUCACGCGUUGAAACAGAACCCAUACUAAACGACUCUCCAUCUUUAACUACUGUUCACGGCAAAAACGACAAUUAUAUAUCUUACAAUUUGUUAACAAGAAAAGUGGGAUCAUUUUUUCGUUCGCAAUUCGUAAAAACCUUUAACUUGAAUGAAAAAAAACAAGAAUUUUCUAUAUCUGAAAAUAAAUUAACACUUGUACCUGGUAGAAAUCGUCAUGUAUUUCGCGUACAAUUUGAUGAUAACAUCUCAUUUUCGCCAACACUUGUUCACAUUAAUCGAAAUGAUUGGUCAUCCGAAAGUAAUUGGCCAUCAUCAUUCGUUGUCAAAGCAACAGUCUAUCGUUCAUCAAAAGAAAUCAAAUCACCACCAGAUCAAACAAUACCCGAUCAUAUUCCCGUUUCAUUUUGCCUAAUUGUUAAAUUAAUCGAUGAUGAUGAAAACAAGUCUAUCGUAUUGAAAAACCAUAUCCUAUUAAAUAAAUUAUUUUGUCAGCAUAAUUGUAUCCGUCUGACAGACAAGAUAGUUAUUUCUAAUACUACAGUACCGCCACGACAACAUUGUAAAGUUGAAUUACUAACACAGUCACAAGAUGUACCAGUAUUAUUAACCAAACAUUAUUUUAUAGAAUGGAUUCGACGUGUUUCAACUACAGAGGAGCCCGUCCUUUUGUCAGAUAAUUUGCUUGUCAAAAUAGAUGAUACCUAUUAUACAGUUCAGUUAACCAACAGUAAUGAUAGUAGAAGCAGCGAUUUUGUACACAAAACUCAAACAGUAAAUUAUGUCACUGUCUGUGAGAAUAAUAUUGAACAGUAUGAUAUAUCCAUUGGUGAAAUGAAAGAAUUAAAACUCGAUUCAAUUGAGAAAUAUCGUCAAUUGCCAUUAAUUGAGCAGUUAUAUUCCAUCAGCAAUAAUUUACGAGGAAUGGAAAUUUAUACCGAACAUUUACUAAGUAUAUUCGAACUUCAGUUACAUUAUAAUACACAUUCAAUAUGGACUGAUCAUAAUUCACUACGAAAUGUGUUAAUUACAGGACGUUCGGGCAGUGGACGUAAAACAAUUUUAUUACAUUGUUGUCAACAUUUAUGGUUGAAACAUCUUAUCUAUUAUAAAUUAGUCGAUUGUUUAACAUUCAAAGGACGAAAAUUAGAAAAUAUCGUGACAUCAUUAACACAAUAUUUAGACGAUAUGGCAUUUCGAAAGCCAUCAAUACUUAUUUUAGAUCAUUUUGACGAAUUAUGUCCUAAUGAUACAUUAUUGACAGAUGCUAACAUCAUUUUGGCAACAAAAAAAUUAUGUCUAACUAUUCGUGAAUUAUUUGAUGACAUUCAAUAUUAUCAUCCACACUUUAUAAUUGUUGUUAUUGUAAAAAAUGUUUCUAGUAUAAACACAAUAUUUACAGAAAGUAUUCCCGUAUUUUUUACUGAAAAAAUAAAUAUAGAACAUUUAAAUAGUUCUCAACGACCAAUGAUUAUUGAAGAUAUAAUCGAUAAAAAACGACUGACAAUAGAUAAAACAUUAUUGAGUAAUAUUGUUAAUCGAACAGAAUCCUUUGUUAUUAAAGAUAUUCAAGCUUUAAUUGAUAAUGCAUUGUUACAUUUAUGGAUGAGUUUUGAAGAUCGUUCAUUGCAAGAAAUUGAUUUUGAAUAUGCAUUUGAUGAAUUCAAACCGAUUAAUGUUAAAAUGCUUGAUACAAGUAAAAAUCAUUUGUUUAAAUCGCAUUGGUCUGAUAUUGGUGGAAUGGACCAUAUUAAAACAGAACUUAUACAAACAGUUCAGUGGCGUUUUGAACAUGCAAACUAUUUUUCUAAAUCACCAAUUCGGCUUGUUUCGGGUAUAUUAUUUUAUGGCCCUUCUGGUUGUGGUAAAACACUUUUGGGUCAAACAUUGGCAAAUGAGUGUAAAGUUAAUUUUCUUCAAGUAAAAGGUCCAGAAUUGCUGAGCAAAUAUGUCGGCUCUAGUGAACAAAACAUUCGUGAUCUCUUUAAUAAAGCUCGUUCUGUAGCUCCGUGUAUGAUUAUGUUUGACGAAUUUGAAGCACUUGUACCGAAACGUGGUCGCGAUUCUGCAGGUGUUACUGACAGAGUGGUCAAUCAACUUUUAACAGAAUUAGAUGGUGUUGAAGCUCUAGGAGAUAUAUUUAUUGUUGCUGCUACAUCUCGUCCCGAUCUAAUUGAUUUAGCAUUAUUAAGACCUGGACGAUUAGAUAAACAUAUUUAUAUUGGUUUUCCAACAAAACAAGAUCUCUUAUCAAUAUUACGUAUUUGGACAUCGAAAAUAAUUUUAGCAGAUGAUGUUCAUUUUGAAGAAGAUGACUUUUUAACAAAAUGUGAAAUGUAUAUGGGUGCCGAUAUAAAGUCAUUGAUUUAUAAUGCACAAUUAGCUGCGUUUGAUGAACAAAUACAAUCAUCUACUAACACUAUCGAUAUGUUUUCUAAGUUACCACAAUCUACUAAAAUGUCCAUUGUUGUUUGUCAACGUCAUUUCGUUGAUGCAAUGAAGCAAACAAAAUGUUCAAUACCCGCACAAACAAGAACUGCCCAUGAGCAUUUUUAUCAAAAUUGGCGAAAACCUGUUGUAAUGACACAGCAAACAACAUCGUUAGCUUGA
Messenger RNA from Didymodactylos carnosus, 3159 nucleotides. NCBI's taxonomy places the organism in Eukaryota, Metazoa, Rotifera, Eurotatoria, Philodinida, Philodinidae. The record is from the annotation of a GenBank genome assembly.